AUGCCGCCCAAGAAGAAGGAUAAAGACGCCGGCAGCGAGCAGACGCUGACGCGAAUUGCCAUUGUCAGCUCCGACAAGUGCAAGCCCAAGAAAUGCCGUCAGGAGUGCAAGAAGAGCUGUCCAGUUGUCAAAGUUGGCAAGCUCUGUGUUGAGGUGGUCCCCACCAGCAAGAUUGCCUGGAUCUCUGAGGAGCUGUGCAUCGGCUGCGGCAUCUGCGUCAAGAAAUGCCCCUUCGAUGCCAUUAUGAUCAUCAAUCUGCCCAAGGACCUGGAGAAGGAGACCACGCAUCGGUAUGGCGCAAACACCUUCAAGCUGCACAGGCUUCCGGUGCCGCGCCCAGGCCAGGUUUUGGGCCUGGUGGGUUCCAACGGGACGGGCAAGUCCACGGCGCUGAAGAUCUUGGCAGGGAAGCUGAAGCCCAACCUUGGCAAGUUCAACUCGCCCCCCGACUGGGCAGACAUCCUGACCCACUUCCGCGGCUCCGAGCUCCAAAACUAUUUCACUCGUAUCCUUGAGGACGAUGUGAAGGCGAUCAUCAAGCCCCAGUAUGUGGACCACAUCCCCAAGGCGAGGCAGGGGGCUGGGCAGUGGAGCCGCUUGCAUCUGGCAGUGCUGAAGGCCGUGCGCGGCAACGUCGGCGUCGUGCUGGAGGAAAAGGACCAGAGGGGCCAGAAGGAGGCCCUCCUCCGCGACCUCGACCUCGAACAGGUGACGGACCGCAACGUGGAGAACCUGUCUGGCGGCGAGCUGCAGCGCUUUGCGAUUGCGGUGGUGGCUUUGCAGGAGGCGGGCGUGUACAUGAUCGACGAGCCCUCCUCCUACCUGGACGUGCGGCAGCGGCUGAAGGCCGCAGAGGUCAUCCGUGGCCUCCUGGCCUCCGACAAGUAUGUCAUCGUGGUGGAGCACGACCUGAGCGUGCUGGACUACCUCUCCGACUUCAUUUGCUGCCUGUAUGGCAAGCCCGGCGCCUACGGCGUGGUCACGCUCCCCUUCUCCGUGCGAGAGGGAAUCAACAUCUUCCUGGGUGGGUUUGUUCCCACCGAGAACCUGCGCUUCCGGGAGGAGAGCCUCAGCUUCAAGGUCUCCGACACCACCGUGGAUGGGGACGAGGGCGCCAAGCGCUUCCUGUCCUACAAGUACCCCGCCAUGACCAAGACGCAGGGCAACUUCAAGCUCCAUGUUGAGGCUGGGGAGUUCACCGACUCCGAGAUCAUUGUUAUGCUGGGGGAGAACGGGACGGGGAAGACCACCUUCAUCCGGAUGCUGGCCGGCAUGCUCAAGCCCGAUUUGGAUCUGGAUGUGGAGCUCGAUGAGUUUGCGGUGUCGUACAAGCCGCAGAAGAUCAGCCCCAAGUUCCCUGGGACGGUGCGGGAGCUGCUGCACAAGCGCAUCCGGGAGACGUACAUGCACCCCUCCUUCCAGGCGGACGUCAUCAAGCCGCUGCAGAUCGAGGGCCUGUUUGACAACGAGGUGCAGACGCUGUCUGGCGGCGAGCUGCAGCGCGUGGCCAUCACCAUGUGCCUCGGCCAGCCCGCCAAUGUGUACCUGAUUGACGAGCCCUCCGCCUACCUGGACUCCGAGCAGCGCAUCAUCGCCGCCAAGGUCAUCAAGAGGUUCAUCAUGCACAGCAAGAAGACGGCCUUCAUCGUGGAGCACGACUUCAUCAUGGCGGCCUACCUGGCAGACCGGGUGGUGGUCUACGAAGGCCAGCCGUCAGUGGAUGCCACGGCGCGCACGCCGCAGUCGCUGCUGACGGGGAUGAACCUGUUCCUGAAGAACCUGGAGAUCACCUUCCGGCGAGACCCCACCAACUACCGGCCGCGCAUCAACAAGAAGGAGUCGCUCAAGGACCGGGAGCAGAAGUCGGCGGGGACGUUCUACUACCUGGGCGACUGA
Molecule: messenger RNA, 1896 nt
Organism: Auxenochlorella protothecoides
Lineage: Eukaryota; Viridiplantae; Chlorophyta; Trebouxiophyceae; Chlorellales; Chlorellaceae
Product: ABC transporter E family member 2
Exons: 12
Coding region: 1-1896 (631 amino acids)
Biological process (GO): translational termination; ribosomal subunit export from nucleus; translational initiation
Molecular function (GO): ATP hydrolysis activity; ATP binding; ribosomal small subunit binding
Source: RefSeq, a predicted model, not a curated record